AUGUUUACGUCUCCUGCACCUGCGGCACUGACCGGUUCUGUUCCCUUGGCAGCCUCACCUCCAUCCAUCUCUGCCUCCGCUUCCACAUUCCAUCAAACGGGCUCGACCUCCAGGACAAGGAGGGGCCUGAGUUAUCUCCGCAACUACACCCAUCAGCACCUGCUCUCGAGGGAUCACAGCAGCUCCUCCCAACCCGCAAAUACCACAACAGACUCUUCCUCCCGGCCACGGCCCGGCCUCACGCGAUCGACCUCUCACACUCCUAGGACCUCGAAUACGACCUCCAACUCCUUGACCGCCGACGACCCUUCGACCGCUUCGCGCCGUUUCACGCUAGUGCCUGCUUUGUCCCACCCCUUAGGCCCAUCGUCGAGGUCCACUCCCGACGAUCUAGAAGAGGCCGACGAGCCCGCUGCCGUGCAAUCCAACCUCAUAGGGGCGCCUCAUCCGGGGACCGCCGUCACUACAUCAGCAGAGCCAGACUCACAGGCCAGUCGCAGCAUGACGCGGUCCAGAUCCGCGACUACAGGCACUGCAAUGGCUGCUUCCACCAACGACACCGCCGAGAAUGGCAACCCCGGCGGCGUUCUACCCUCAAUUCGCUUCUCCGUCUUCGUCGACCCUAGGAGCCAGCGACCGUCCCUGCACUUCUCACCGAUAGCCCGUACGCUGCCGAGCGGAUCUGAGAUCAUUCGUGUCGGUCGUUAUUCCGAGCGAGACAGUCAGCCAGCCGUUCCAGCGAACGUCCCGUCGGCCGCACCGGUCGGCUUCAAGUCGAAGGUCGAAUCUAAGCCUUUCCCGGUCAAUGAUGGGGAUGUGGUGCAGCUGGGAAUCGACUUCAAGGGAGGCGAGGAGAUGAUUUUCCGCUGCGUAAAGAUGCGGCUGGAGUUGAAUCGCGGCUGGCAGAACAAGCUGAACAAGUUCAAUAUGAACUCGCACAAGCGCCUGUGGAAUAUGACCAAAACUGAAGGCGCAGGUGGGCAGAAUUAUUCCCAGGACUGUUCUAUUUGUUUGAACUCGAUCGCUCCUUGCCAGUGUCUUUUCGUGGCGCCGUGCUCCCACACGUGGCACUUUAAAUGCAUUCGUAGCCUCUUAUCAUCACCACACUAUCCCAUCUUCAUUUGCCCGAACUGCCGCGCGGCUGCGGACUUGGAGGCUGAGGUGGAGGAUCCUGAAGACUGGGAACAGCUGGAGGACGAGGCAGACGGCCAGGAUGCGGAAGAUCCGGAAGGCAGCCGUUCGAAGGGACCUCGUCUGGAUCCCGCUCCUGUGGACGUGCCCAGGCAAUCCGUGGACAGGAUAAGGACGUCGCUGGAGCGCGCGAGGGCGACUGCCGCUGAACGAGCAAGGACCUCGAUCGAACGUUCACGGUCGCGAACGAAUAUCCCGGCAGCAAAUGCACCGGCAACCGAGACCCCGGAAGCCGCGAUGACGAACGCCGACAAUGCUGCCUCCGCUGAGGCAGCUAUGAGCGACGGUGGGGCCAGCACGCCCUCAACGACGGCGUCUCGGCCCGGCGGCGAGGGGUCGCACGCAACCUCUGACCCGGUCCCCUAUUAA
Diaporthe citri is the source of this 1560-nucleotide messenger RNA. RefSeq lists its product as uncharacterized. The transcript has 4 exons. Gene Ontology annotation, cellular component: cell division site; cytosol; ubiquitin ligase complex. Gene Ontology annotation, molecular function: ubiquitin protein ligase activity. Gene Ontology annotation, biological process: protein ubiquitination; mitotic spindle assembly checkpoint signaling; ubiquitin-dependent protein catabolic process. The record is from RefSeq and is a predicted model, not a curated record. Lineage: Eukaryota; Fungi; Ascomycota; Sordariomycetes; Diaporthales; Diaporthaceae. Bases 1 to 1560 code for a protein of 519 amino acids.